AUGGCCUUUGCAACUGGCCUGGUGGCUGAGUUCCAGGAAGAGGCCAUCUGCCCCAUCUGCCUGGAUCACAUGACAGACCCAGUGACAAUUGCCUGUGAGCACAACUUUUGUCCCUCUUGCAUCCUCCAGCGCUGGGAAGGCCUACAGGGCACUUUUCCCUGUCCUGUCUGCCUUCACCACUGCCCUGACAGGAGCUUGAAGAGGAACCCCCAAUUAUGUCACGUGAUGGAGACUGUUCAGCAGUUUCCCACCAUGAAGGUAAAGAGAAAAAGGCAAGAGGAACCCCUGUGUAAGAAGCACCAUGAGGUUCUGACUCUGUUCUGUGAGAAGGACCUGGAGCUGCUGUGUGCCCAAUGCAGGGUCUCCCCUGAUCAUGGGGAUCACCCCCUGAUGCCCACUGAAGAAGCUGCAGCUACUCACAGGAGGAAGCUCAAGAGCUGUAUUGUGUCCUUUAGCAAGCAGAUUAAAGAUACUGAAAAUCGGUCAGAAAUGCAAGUUCUGAAAUGUUUUGAAUUAAGACAGAAGAUAGAAAAUCAAAAGGAUGAAUUGCAAACUGAAUUUAAACAACUUAAACAUUUCUUGGAAAAGAAACAGAUGGAAACUCUUACUAGUUUCCUAAUUGAAGAAACAAAAAUUCAAGAAAAAUUAAUUGAGGAGAAAAACCAAAUAUCAAACCACAGUUCCAUAUUAAAUAGUCUGCUUAGUGAUAUUAUCAGUAAGUGUUUGCAGACAGACGUGGAUUUACUCGCUGGUAUUAAAAGUAUCUACAACAGUUAUGAAAACCUAGAGACCCCAUCCAUCUUUUUAUAUGAGUUAAAGGAGGAGAGUUUUGAACUCCCCCCAUAUUUGGGCCUGCAUAAAAUAAUCUGCACGUUUCAUGUAGAUUUGACAUUGGAUCCUGAAACUGCCCAUCCAAGUCUCUAUAUCUUAAGAGAUAGAAAAAGUGUGGCCUAUAGAACAUCAUUUGGUCGUCAUAACCUUCAGGCACCCACUUCUUGCGCAGCUGUCCUGUGUUCUGAGGGAUUUGAUUCUGGCAGGCAUUUUUGGCAGGUAGAAGUAGGAGGCACAGGGAUGUGGUCCUUGGGCGUGUGUAAGGAAUCUUUGCCCAGGCAUGCUCUUAUGUCACCAUUCCCAGUAAAUGGCUGCUGGAAACUUCAGCUCUGGGCUAAUACAUCUGUCACAUGCCGUUCAGUCAACUGGGAACGGAUAGGCAUUUUUCUGGACUAUGAGCUGGGAGAAGUUUCAUUUUAUAACUUAAGAAAGAGAUCACAUUUGUAUACUUUCAGCGAAAGUUUUACAGAAAAACUUAUGCCCUAUUUCUGCCUUGGACCUUCUUCAAAAUCACUUGUAAUGCGUAUAGCCAAAGAUGAAUGA
Messenger RNA from Pipistrellus nathusii (Nathusius's pipistrelle), 1374 nucleotides. The record is from the annotation of a GenBank genome assembly. NCBI's taxonomy places the organism in Eukaryota, Metazoa, Chordata, Mammalia, Chiroptera, Vespertilionidae.